This is a messenger RNA of Toxorhynchites rutilus septentrionalis, 4646 nucleotides long. RefSeq names its product unconventional myosin ID (gene Myo31DF). The transcript has 8 exons. Gene Ontology annotation, biological process: vesicle transport along actin filament; actin filament organization. The coding region runs from base 958 to 3996 and encodes 1012 amino acids. The record is from RefSeq and is a predicted model, not a curated record. NCBI's taxonomy places the organism in Eukaryota, Metazoa, Arthropoda, Insecta, Diptera, Culicidae. Gene Ontology annotation, cellular component: myosin complex; plasma membrane; microvillus. Gene Ontology annotation, molecular function: microfilament motor activity; actin filament binding; ATP binding.
UUCAUCCGAAUAGCGACGGUUUGUUUGGUCCGCGUUAGCGCCGUAUUUACUUUUUGUGUUUGUUGUUCUUUUCAUUGUGCUUUCUCACAUUUCUCCGGUUACUCAAUACGACAACGCGAUAGUGGAAGCCUUCCACCGGCAAAAGGCGAACGAUACACGCAAAUAUAAUCAUAAGCUUUUUGUCAUUGGAACGAAAAUCAAUCAUUUUUGAAGGCUUCGGGCUUUAAACCUUUUUCGUGGUAUGUGUGGGAUACCGCGCGUUGUUGAGGUGUGAAUAUUUACCGUUCGCCGGAGUGGAGUGAUAUCAUAUUCUGUCGACCUCACCCGUGCUGGAAUGUGUGGAUACCCACUUUUGUUUGGAAUAGUCGCAGCUAUUUGUUUUUCGUUGUGCGAUUUUCAUUUAAUCGUCACGUUACAUCGCGUCCGGUUUAUUCGGUGCAGUUGCUGAACACAUUUGGCUUGACCGCACCUAUCCAGAGGAGAGAGAGUUGAACUUUUCUUUCAUUAAAUUCAACAAGUGCUAUCGUUGAAUGAAUCACUCCCACGAUUAGCACUUUCCGAACAUUGGGAAGAGCGCCGUCGGAUUUGUACGAUUGAAUUCGAUUCACGAAAAAGCAAUUGUGCCAUCGUUCGGGAAAUUGUGAAUGAUGUGUUUACAGCGGAAUAAAGAAAUCAAAUAAUGAAGUGUUUGUAGUGUGAGCAAAUAUGGUGCAGCUGGAAAUCCGGUGAUUCAUAGUGUUUCAUAGUGCCAGCAAAAACAGCAGUGUGUAUACAGCCCUAACCUAAAAAUAAAAUACCAAAAACAAGAAUACACAGCAAGUCGCGGCGAAUGCGCGACGGUCAGCAUCAUCAUCAUCAUCAUCAGCGAGAAUACGAAUAAGGAAAGCAGGGCCUGACAAAAGCAAAAGCACAACCAAUAGCGCGGCUAAAGACAACAGCACCAACAUAACCAUAACGAUGGCGAUGCAUCAAAACAGUCAGGAGGUCGGCGUGCAAGAUUUUGUGCUGCUAGACGUGGUUACGAUGGAGAAUUUCAUGGACAAUUUGAAGAGAAGAUUUCAGUCCGGCAAAAUCUACACAUACAUCGGAGAGGUAUGCAUAUCAAUGAACCCCUACCGAGAGAUGAACAUCUAUGGACCAGAGCAGGUGAUACGGUACAAAGGGCGGGAACAGUUCGAAAAUACCCCGCACAUCUUCGCCAUCGCAGACGCUGCCUACAGAGUGCACAAGCAGCGAAAUCACGACACGUGCAUUAUGAUCUCCGGCGAGUCCGGAGCGGGCAAAACGGAGGCGUCCAAAAUCAUCAUGAAAUACAUCGCUGCCGUGACGAACCAGGGCAAUCAGAACGAGAUCGAACGUGUGAAAAACGUUCUGAUUCAAAGCAACGCAAUUCUUGAGUGUUUUGGGAAUGCAAAAACCAAUCGAAACGACAACAGUAGUCGCUUCGGGAAGUACAUGGACAUCGAAUUCGACUACAAGGGUGAUCCGGUGGGUGGCGUAAUAACGAAUUAUCUGCUGGAAAAAUCACGUGUCAUCCAGCAGCAGAGUGGAGAACGAAAUUUCCACUGCUUCUAUCAGCUUCUGAGAGGCGCGACAGAUGCGGAACUGAAACAACUUCAACUGAGUCGAGAUCCUUCCCACUACCACUACACCAACCAGGGAAGCGUGGAAGUGCUGUCGGAGAAGGCUGACUACCGGAUAACCUCUACCGGGCUGAAAACGCUCGGUUUUUCGAACGACGAGCUCUCGAUGGUGUGGCGGACGGUAGCGGCCGUACUUCAUUUGGGCAACAUUGACUUCAAGACCCAGGAUGAGCAGAUCCAGAUUGCAGUUCGAAAACCACUAUCAACCGCCUCCCAAUUACUCCAAGUGACCGAAGAGGAAAUGAUGCGAUCGCUCAGCGAGCGGGUGAUAGCGGCGAAGGGUGAAAUUAUGACGAAAGCGCACGAUACCAACCAGGCGGAAUUUGGACGAGAUGCGCUAGCGAAGGCCAUCUACGACCGGCUGUUCACGUGGAUUAUCCAGCGUAUCAACAAGGCUAUCGUGGUUCCGGGGGGAAACACCCAGAAGCGGUACAAUCGCGUCAUUGGAGUGCUUGAUAUUUACGGCUUCGAGAUUUUUGACCGGAACAGCUUCGAGCAGUUCUGCAUUAACUACUGCAACGAAAAGCUACAGCAACUGUUCAUCGAGCUGGUGCUGAAGCAGGAACAGGAGGAAUACCGGCGGGAGGGCAUCGAAUGGACCAACGUGGAGUAUUUCAACAAUCAGAUUAUUUGUGAACUGGUUGAGCAGCAGCACAAAGGUGUGAUCUCAAUCAUGGACGAAGCUUGCUUGAACGUGGGUAAAAUAACUGACGAGAUGCUGCUAGAUGCGAUGGACAAGAAGCUUUCCCAUCAUCCUCACUAUAGCAGUCGUCAACUCAAACCGAUGGACAAGGAACUCAAACAUCGCGAGGACUUCCGCAUCACACAUUACGCCGGUGAUGUUAUCUAUAGCAUAAAUGGAUUCAUCGAAAAGAACAGGGAUACGUUGUUCCAAGAUUUCAAACGACUGCUGUUCCACUCGAAAGAUCGUUUGAUAAGCUCGAUGUGGCCUGAGGGAGCGCAGGAUAUCACUAAAACUACCAAGAGACCUCUAACUGCUGGUACCCUGUUCCAACGUUCGAUGGCAGAAUUGGUAGCUACGCUAUUGCGGAAAGAGCCAUUCUAUGUACGAUGCAUCAAACCGAACGAUAUCAAAAGUGCGUCCGUUUUCGAUGAUGUUCGUGUCGAACACCAAGUGCGAUAUCUCGGUCUACUGGAGAAUGUGCGAGUUCGCAGAGCGGGUUUCGUCCAUCGUCAACGGUACGAUAAAUUUUUACUGCGCUACAAAAUGAUAUCCCAAUAUACGUGGCCUAAUUUCCGCGCUGGAUCCGACCGUGACGGUGUUAAGGUUCUGAUCAACGAAAUGAACUUCAGCCACGAUGUGAAGUUUGGCAAGACGAAAAUCUUCAUUCGAUCCCCUCAAACUCUGUUCGCGCUGGAAAAACAACGUAACGAAAUGAUUCCCCACAUCGUGACGUUGCUGCAGAAGCAGGUUCGUGGCUGGAUUUGCCGACAGCAGUACAAGAAAAUGAAGGCAGCCCUGACGAUUAUGCGCCACUACCGAAAGUACAAAUUGAAAUCAUACGUUCAGGACUUGGCCAAUCGCUUCCGCAAUGCUCGUCAGCUGCGAGACUACGGUAAAGGUAUCCAAUGGCCCCAGCCUCCACUGGUGGGCCGUGAAGCGGAGAAACAGCUCCGCAUGCUGUUCUCUCGCUGGCGGGCUUCAAUGAUCCUGAGGAAGUACCCACGGGAGGAGUGGGCUCAGCUGAGACUGCAAAUAAUCGCUGCCAGCGCGUUUCGAAAGCGACGCAAGUUCUGGGGACACGAUCGACGCUGGCUGGGCAAUUAUCUUUCGAUUACGUCGGAAAACUCAAAUUAUUCUUCGUACAAUGCCAGUAUUAAUAAUAUAAAAAAUUCGGACAACUUCCGGGCGGUGUUAUUCUCCGCCUUCGUGAAGAAGUUCAACAAGUGCAAUAAAUCAGCCGAGCGGGCAAUCAUUGUCACCGACGGGACCAUAUAUAAAUUGGACGGUCCGAAGAACAAGUUCCGCAAUAUGAAGCGCACCAUCGGAAUUAAGGAUAUCACCUCCAUCAGUGUUAGCCCUGGCAGAGACCAACUAGUUGUGUUCCACUCGCGCCAAAACAACGACCUUGUGGUGGCGCUCCAGGGUGAACAUCUGUCACUGAAAGAGGAUCGUGUUGGAGAAAUCGUUGCCCACGUGUGCAAACGCUACUAUGAACUGUGCAAUCAGGACCUGGUGGUGAAUGUGUCACCAUCUUUCCAACUUCGUCUCGGAAACAAGAUGCGCACCCUCAGUAUCGAGGCUGUGGCCGGAGUCGAGACGCCGGCGUUCGAACAUUCCGGUGCCGUCAUUGUGUUUAAGGUUCCUUCAUCGUACGGCAGCGCGAUCUAGUGCGCUGAUUUAUCAACGUUUUUUAUUUUUGUGGAGGAAUGUAUGUUAAUUGUGUUGAGUUUGCAUUCGUUUGGAGUUUUUUCUUCUAUUUGACCGGGCCAUCGUACUAAAAUUACGGUAUAAACAGUUUCAAGGAUAUAAUCCACCAACUAACUUUACAACUUACGUACUUCAGCACUUCUGCGUGGCUAUAGUAGUUUUUAUUGUGGCAUAUUGUUAACUUAUUACACAGUCAGAGGGAUACAUGAAAACAUAAUAUUAACGGAAAGUGCCAUUGUCUGAUAUUGGAGGUAAACGCAUCCGAUAGAUUUGGUAGAGCUUACCACAUUCGUAAUUUGCAUGUGAUAGAGUUGAUCAAGCGGAGAGACACACCGAUAACACCAAAUGUGGUUGCUGGUGAGUAGAGUUGUAGUCAUUCUUUACGGGGAUCAAAUGGAAUGAACAUAGCGGUAUUAAUUAUUUUAUCGAGAUUUUAUGGAAAUUUUGCAUUUCGUAGGGCUAGUAUUAGCAUUUUUUCUUCAUUAAGCAGCAUAUACAGUUUUUCAUAGUGCCUUUCAUUAUAUGGUUACUACGAUCAGAAUAUUUAGGUUUAAAUAACUCGUCUUCAUUGUGGGAUUUUACAUGUUUUGAAUACAAAUCAAAUGCUUAUA